AUGUCUGCUGAAAAGAAUCCUGCUGAAGCUAAUGUCAAGACUGCUGGUGGUAACGCAGCUUUCCACAAUUAUUUAAAUGAUUUCAGUCAUAUUGAUGAUCCUUUAGAAAGAAGAAGAUUAGCUUUGGAAAAAAUUGAUCAAGCUUCAUUUGGUUGGUAUCAUAUUCGUGCAAUUACUGUUGCAGGUGUUGGUUUCCUUACAGAUGCUUAUGAUAUUUUUGCUAUUAAUUUAGGUCUUGCUAUGAUUGCUUAUGUUUAUUGGGGUGGUUCAAUUCCUUCAUCAACUUCAACUUUAUUAAAAGUUUCAACUUCUGUUGGUACUGUUAUUGGUCAAUUAGGUUUUGGAUUUUUAGCUGAUGUUGUUGGUCGUAAAAAAAUUUAUGGUUUAGAAUUAAUUAUUAUGAUUGCUGCUACUAUUGCUCAAUGUGUUAUUGGUACUUCUCCAGCUAUUAAUUUUACUGCUAUUAUGACUUUUUUCAGAAUUAUUCAAGGUAUUGGUAUUGGUGGUGAUUAUCCAAUGUCUUCAGUUAUUUCAUCAGAAUUCGCUACAACAAAAUGGAGAGGUGCUAUUAUGGGUGCAGUUUUCGCUAAUCAAGGUUGGGGUCAAUUAUGUGCUGGUUUAGUUGCAUUAAUUUGUGUUGCUGCUUAUAAAGAUGAAUUAAUUGUUGCAAAUACUGCUAAAGAAUGUACUGGUGAUUGUAUUAAAGCUUGUGAUCAAAUGUGGAGAAUUUUAAUUGGUCUUGGUUGUGUUCCAGGUGUUAUCGCAUUAUAUUAUAGAUUAACUAUUCCAGAAUCUCCAAGAUAUACUCUUGAUGUUGAAUAUGAUUUAGAAAAAGCUGCUGCUGAUUCUGGUAAAUUCUCUUCAGGUCAACAUGGUAAUGCUGAUCAAGAAGCUGUUGAACAAUUAAGAGUUACUGAACGUGUUACCGCUGAAGUUGUUCAACCACCAAAAGCUUCAUUUAAAGAUUUUACUACACAUUUUGGUCAAUGGAGACAUUUCAAAAUCUUAUUAGGUACUGCUGGUUCAUGGUUUAUGUUGGAUGUUGCUUAUUAUGGUUUAGGUUUAAACACUGCUACUAUUUUACAAACUAUUGGUUAUGCAUCAUCUAAAAAUGUUUAUCAUUCUUUAUAUAACUCUGCUGCUGGUAAUUUAAUUUUAAUUUGUGCUGGUUCUAUUCCAGGUUAUUGGUUUUCUGUUGCCACUAUUGAUUUCAUUGGUCGUAAACCAAUUCAAAUUGGUGGAUUCUUUUUAUUAACUGUUAUCUUAUGUAUUAUUGGUUUUGGUUAUAACAAAGUUGGUGAACAUGGAUUAUUAGGUCUUUAUGUUAUUGCACAAUUUUUCCAAAAUUUCGGUCCAAAUACUACAACUUUUAUUGUUCCAGGUGAAUGUUAUCCAACUAGAUAUAGAUCAACUGCUCAUGGUAUUUCAGCUGCAUGUGGUAAAGUUGGUGCUAUUAUUGCUCAAACCGCUUUAGGUACUUUAAUUGAUCAUAAUUGUGCUAGAGAUGGUAAAAAGAAGAAUUGUUGGUUACCUCAUGUUAUGGAAAUUUUUGCAUUAUUUAUGUUGGUUGGUUUAUUUUUAUCAUUUUUAAUUCCUGAAACUAAAAGAAAAACUUUAGAAGAAAUUGCUGAAGAAGUUCAUGGUGAAGUUGAUCCAUCAAAAUUGAAUAGAGCUGAAAAAUAUGAAAGUUCUGAUGAUCAUAUUGUUUAG
Molecule: messenger RNA, 1710 nt
Organism: Hansenula ciferrii
Lineage: Eukaryota; Fungi; Ascomycota; Saccharomycetes; Phaffomycetales; Wickerhamomycetaceae
Gene: PHO84
Product: phosphate transporter PHO84
Exons: 1
Coding region: 1-1710 (569 amino acids)
Biological process (GO): transmembrane transport; phosphate ion transport
Cellular component (GO): membrane
Molecular function (GO): phosphate transmembrane transporter activity
Source: RefSeq, a predicted model, not a curated record